Messenger RNA from Rhododendron vialii, 1865 nucleotides. RefSeq lists its product as uncharacterized. The coding region runs from base 207 to 1631 and encodes 474 amino acids. The record is from RefSeq and is a predicted model, not a curated record. The transcript is spliced from 12 exons. Lineage: Eukaryota; Viridiplantae; Streptophyta; Magnoliopsida; Ericales; Ericaceae.
CAUUUCGGCAGUGGAAGUGGGUCCCAUUCUACAACAGACUCCCCGAAGCAGCAGAGAUUUUGAGGGGCCAAUCAAAAAUUCAUUCAAGCUCUCACUCAAACACAAAAAGCCAACUUAAAUUCACUCAGGCUCGAUCUUUAUCUGCCCACCUGCGCUCUGAUCCAUUCUCUCUCUCUACCCGUCACACACACACUCUCUCUCUCUCCAUGGCGAUCGCCGCAGCUGCAUCGAUUUCCCUCGGUCGCUCCCACUGUCAUCUCUGCCAUGCAGAUGGGGUUGGUUGCUCCACGUCACAUGCAGUCACUAGCAGUUGGAUUAAAUCUCCUCUUGAGAGUCAUAGUUUCUUUGAUCAAUCUGGCACAAGACACAGAAGUCCGUUUGUUGGAGCUAAACGAUUACAUUGGUUGCAUGUGGGACGCAAAAUCUGCCCAUCGGAAGUUGCAGUUGCGGCUGAUUAUUCAGAUUCAGUUCCUGAUUCAUCUAAUUAUAUGCAUAGUCAUGGCUAUCAUCCUCUUGAAGAACUCAAAAUGAGCAAAAUAGUCUGCGACGCUAAGCUCAACCCUGCUGAAAUAGCAAGGACUACAGUUGAGGCUAACAGCAGUGCGUUGCUGAUAUUUCCUUCCAUGGUACACUGCGAACCACAUGAAUACGUCUCAUGGGCUGAAUUUCAAUUUGUGAUUGAUGAGUGUGGAGAUAUGUUUUUUGAAAUUUGUGACGAUGAAAACAUCUUGCAAGAUCGUGGAGCUAGUAACCCUGUGAAUGUUUUAGUCGGUAUUGAUAUAUCAACAUAUGAGAAGCGAAGGGUAGCUGCUGCUGAGUACAAUAUUUUGGACCCUGGUGCAAGUGAUGGCAUACGUUUUUAUGAUGACAAUGAGGUGGAGGAUUCUGAAAUGUUUGAUAUCCCAGUUAACUGGGGCAAGCCAACAUAUACUGCUGGUUCGGUCCAUCCAAAAUAUUUUGCCAAGUGCUUGACAAAGGCUGUUAAUAUGGAUUAUGCUAAAAAGAUGGACUACCCGUCUAAUGGAGUUUCCAUUAUGGGUUGCCUUAGGCCUGCCUUUGUGGAUGAAGAAUUAUAUUUGCGGAGCCUCUUCAAUGGUGAAGAUAGUUAUGGUUACGACUCAGAUAGUGAUGGCUAUAGCUCAGACUGGAAAGAUGGUGAAGAUUGGGACUCCCGGCCUGAAAGUGAUGGGAAACGAAUAAGCUCCACUCUUUAUAGGUUGGAGAUUUUAAAGAUAGAGCUGUUCUCCACAUAUGGUGUUCAGUCGGUGAUUGGUUUGCAUGAUUUCCAAGAGGCUGAGCCUGAUGUACUUGUGCACUCAACGUUGUCGAUUGUAGAGCGCUACAGUGAGAAGGGGACGAGGUUGAAUGUUGCUCUUAAAGCUCUCUGCCAAAAGAAGGUGCUCCAUGUUCAGGAAGCAAAUUUAAUUGGAGUUGACAGCCUUGGAAUUGAUGUUAGAGUUUUCUCCGGCUUAGAAGUACAAACACAUCGGUUUCCCUUCAAAGUCCAGGCAAAAUCAGAGGCUGCUGCUGUGAAACAGAUCAAUCAACUCCUGUUUCCACGUGCUCACCGAAAAAAAUUCAGGGCUCAUGGACCUCAUGGUGAUGGAAUUAGGGAUGAAGUUCCAUUUUAAAUCAGCUGUUUCUUCUUCUUCCUUUGUCCUUCUGGAAUUAGAGUAUGAAAAUAAGUGUCACAUUAACCAGUAAUUUUCCUCAAACUUCAAACUUUUUUUACCCCCUAUUUUUAUCUUUCUUCAUUUUAUCUUUUUUUUUUCUUUCUGAAAGUUUCGUAAUUAAUCACCAUGUACAUAAGACCGCAUAUUUAUUUUUAUUUCCAGAAAGAUAUAAAGGUGAAAAAUUCUUGUACA